UUGACAACAAGCUUCGGUAAGGCUUUGAGCGGAAAGCUGUGGAAGAAUCGCAUGCAGUAAAAUUAAACGAGAACAUCAGUAUAUCCACUAUGAAGGCGGUCAGUCCGGUGCGGUCCAUAAGGAAACCUGCCUUCCAUUUUUCGGAGCAUAAUCUUGGCAUCUCGCGGAGCAAGACUUCCCUGGACGACCCGCUCAGUCUACUGUACAACAUGAAUGACUGCUACAGCAGGUUGAAGGAGCUCGUGCCGAGUCUACCGCAGAACAAGAGCGUGAGUAAAAUGGAGAUCUUGCAGCAUGUCAUAGAUUACAUUCUGGAUCUUCAGAUCGCACUGGACCAGAACCCGCUCGGACAGGGCCCCCCAAAAAAGACUGUCAAAUCACUCGGCGCUGAUAUCAGCAUCAUCUCUUUCCAGCCCAGUAACCCUCAAAGAGAUAUCAACUCAGAUGACCUCAUAACCCUAUCUCGUUGACAUGGUGUUUCGGUCAUGGAGCAAAAACAGGACCUUUUUGUGUUUUCUUUCUUUCUUUUUUUUUUUUUUUUUUUUUUUUUGGUCCGGUGUCAUUCGCCUGGACUUCGUCUUGAAUGACAAGGAUUUCCCUCAAAUGGACAUAAAAAGAUUCUGAGCUGACUUCGAACUUUAUAUUCUUUCUUUCAAAGGAAGAUUAAAAAAGACUGGAGACAUUUUAAAGGAAUUAAGUACGCAAGCAAUGUCAAAAAUCAGGAUCUUUGCUUUUAUGUUGAUAAGGUGUUGCGCAAAUCGAGAGCGCGUUUGAACACCUCUAGUUCGUCACAGGCUGCGGACAUUGUAAAAAUGUACUAUUAUUUUCUCUUUCUGCUGGAAGUGUGGUGUUUAUAAUAUUACAGAAAUUUUAUAAUUAGAACGUAAAUAGCACUUUUAUACAUAAUUAAAUGCUAAGUAUGAUGUUGGUGACCUAGACUGAGAUAUAAUUAACGAUCCAGUGUUUAUAUUGUAUUUUUUUUUUUUUAAAUACAUAAAGCAUAUUAACUUAAUAUCCCUAUAGAGGCUGUAAAGCUCUACUCUCGUGUUAUGAAGUUUGUUUUGUUAUGUGAAUGCAAUCGAGUCAUGUUCAGGGCGUGUGCUCUCAUAAUUGACCUUUUUCACACUCCGGGUUUCGGAAUGCGGAAGUAAAUGUUUGCAGGGUAAACUUCGACAGCGGUGAAUGGGAGAUCACAGCGAAUAUUAUUUUUACUUACCCAUUUGCUCCAAGACCAAAAGAAAAAAAUCCACUAUUACGUUUGAAUGACUUUCCAGAAGAGUUAAAAAAUAGAGAGCGGUGAAUUAAGAUGAUGCCAAAUUUACUGUCACUCUCUCAGCAGCUGCAAUAGACAUCCCCUCACAGCUUUGGGAAUUCGUUUUUUAAAACUAAUUUCAGGGUAAUACAACACAAAGUAUAAUGUUAUAAAUUUACACUCAAUAUUUAAAAAAUGUAUAAUAUAUAUAUAUAUAUAUAUAUAUAUAUAUAUAUAUAUAUAUAUAUAUAUAUAUAUAUAUAUAUAUAUAUAUAAAAAGAGAGAUUUACGAUGAUAAAUAAGGCGGAAACGCGUCAUCACAGUCUGUGAAAAAGGUCUAUUAUAAUGCACAAGCUACUGGUGCCACCCAUCU
This is a messenger RNA of Myxocyprinus asiaticus (Chinese sucker), 1625 nucleotides long. RefSeq names its product DNA-binding protein inhibitor ID-2-like. The transcript is spliced from 3 exons. Gene Ontology annotation, biological process: negative regulation of transcription by RNA polymerase II; cell differentiation; circadian regulation of gene expression. Gene Ontology annotation, cellular component: cytoplasm; nucleus. Gene Ontology annotation, molecular function: transcription regulator activity; protein dimerization activity. The coding region runs from base 90 to 470 and encodes 126 amino acids. The record is from RefSeq and is a predicted model, not a curated record. NCBI's taxonomy places the organism in Eukaryota, Metazoa, Chordata, Actinopteri, Cypriniformes, Catostomidae.